AUGGCGUUUUUGGGCUUAGCCUAUGACUUGAUUCUAGCAAUCAUCUCCUGCUUCUUCAUAUUCAUGAAAUGGAAUGAGAUCAGGUACAGGAAAAAAGGGUUGCCUCCAGGAACCAUGGGAUGGCCGUUGGUUGGUGAGACCUCGGAUUUCCUGAAAUAUGGAUCCGAGUUCAUGAAAACCCAAAGAUCAAAGCAUGGAGAAGUGUUCAAGACACAUAUUUUGGGUUCUCCAACCAUCAUUUCGAUGGAUCCUGAGUUGAACAGGUACAUUCUUUACAACGAAUCAAAAGGGCUUGUUCCAGGGUACCCAAAAGCCAUGGUUGAUAUAUUAGGGACCAACAUUUCAACUGUCCAUGGAGCUACUCACAAGCACAUCAGAGGUUCCAUACUUUCUCUUCUUGGCCCUGUAGCGGUUAAGGAGAAGCUUUUCCCCAAUCUGCUCAAGUGUGUCAAAUCCUUUACUGCUGAUUGGGAUGGCAAAACCAUUGACAUUCAGGAAAAAGCACAAGAGAUGGCAUUCUUCUUAGCUUUCAAGCAGAUUUUUGAAUCAGAAUCACGUUCUAUCUAUGAUAGUUUCAAGCCAGAGUUUGAGAAAAUUGUAUCAGGGACUCUGGCGCUACCCAUCAACAUCCCAGGAACUUCUUAUCAUAUAGGAUUGCAGGCGAGAAGUAAGGUGAUCAAAUUGUCAAGAGAGAUCAUAAAACAAAGGAGAAGUUCUUCAACGAUACACCGUGACAUGCUUGGCCAGAUGAUGAGUGAUGAAACCAAGUACCCUCUGAAUGAUGAAGAGAUCAUCUCACAAAUCAUUACGAUCCUGAAUUCAGGGUACGAAACCGUCUCGAAAAUUACCAUGAUGUCUCUCAAGUAUCUCCAUGGCGACCUCAAAGCUCUCCAGGAACUGAGAGAGGAGCACUUUGGGAUUUUGGGAAGAAAAGAGGCAGGGGAGUCGAUCACUUGGGAGGACUACAAAUCCAUGAGCUUUACCCUCGGAGUUAUUCUGGAAAGUUUGAGACUGGCUACGGUUGUAAACGGUGUCAUGAGAAGGACAACAUCAGACCUCGAACUAAAUGGUUACAAAUUUCCUAAAGGAUGGAGAAUUUACAUCUACACAAGGGAAGUCAACUAUGAUCCAUUGCUCCAUCCAGAACCCUUGAAGUUCAAUCCAUGGAGAUGGCUGGAUAAGAAGUUGGAGUCCCACAAGUACAACUUCCUCUUUGGUGCUGGAGGAAGGUUGUGCCCUGGAAAGGAAUUGGGUCUCGUCAUGAUCUCUUUGUUCCUUCACUGCUUUGUUACUCAAUACAGAUGGGAGGAGCUUGAAGGAGAAGAAAUGGUGAAAUUCCCAAGAAUUGAAGUACCAAACGGAUUACAUUUAAGGAUUUCAAAGUAUUGAGUUUGUGAAAGAGUAG
This is a messenger RNA of Linum tenue, 1405 nucleotides long. The record is from the annotation of a GenBank genome assembly. NCBI's taxonomy places the organism in Eukaryota, Viridiplantae, Streptophyta, Magnoliopsida, Malpighiales, Linaceae.